Messenger RNA from Pecten maximus, 1453 nucleotides. RefSeq lists its product as uncharacterized. NCBI's taxonomy places the organism in Eukaryota, Metazoa, Mollusca, Bivalvia, Pectinida, Pectinidae. The coding region runs from base 59 to 382 and encodes 107 amino acids. The transcript has 5 exons. The record is from RefSeq and is a predicted model, not a curated record.
GUCUGAGAGCUGAAUAACACAGGCCGUAGGCAAAGGUCACAUUUGUUUACAUUCUGUCAUGAAGUAUGUCAAUGGCGGCCCGUGCUCAUCACCUGAAGAUGGAUGUGGACCCUCCCCGUCUCCAACACCAGUACCUCAACUACAGGAGAAACUGGAUCAGAUACGAUCCAUGAUGACAACGAGUCCUUCCAAAAUUGUUAAAGAAAUACAGAAAAGAAAGGCAGAGGAGCUUAAUGACAUGUCUCCAGCAGUAAAGACUAUUUACAAUGAACUAAUGACCUCUGCAUCAAAGGCCAAAUCUCCUUCUCUCACCAGGAAAUUGAAAGUUCUGAAGGAAAAACCAGAAAACGAGCAGAAUGGGGGUACCAGUCCAUGUUUUUGAAAACACACCAAAUGUCAAGGAUUCCAUAAUAAAGCAUAUGAAGGACCUCCUGGAUGUGGAGAGGAAAAGGAACUCCGAGCUACAAAAUCGUCUGAAUGAAAAAACUAGUACUAAAGUGUUUGGAAUUGAACGUUUUAGAUGUUCCCCCUGUGACAUUCAGUUUUAUACUGGUCUGCCAGAUUAUUUAACUUUCUUUGCCUUGUGUGACUUUCUACAACCUGAAAGACACAAAAUGCAAGCAUUGUACUAUGAGCGCAAAUAUACAUAUUGUGGAUAUGUUAUCAACAGAGGGAGAGACCCAAUUCUAAGUAACAGUUAUUUCUUGUACUGUGUAUAUUGAAACAAGGUUACAGAGAGGUUGACCUCGCUCAUCGUUUUGAGAUUUCUCCAUCUACUGUCAGUGAUAUCAUCAGCAAGUGGAUUAAACACUUGGGACAUGUGCUUACACAACUUCCAAUCUGGGCUCCAAGGAGUGUCAUCGGGACCUGUGAUACAGUAACACAAGAUGCAUAAUUGACUGUACUGAAAUAUUCAUACAGCAACCAUCUUCCAUCUUGGUAUUACAGACUGUUCUGUUUAGUACGUACAAAAACCACCAUACUGCUAAAGUUCUUAUAGCAAUAACACCAUAUGGUUCAGUAACAUUUGUCUCCGACUUGUAUGUGGGUUCAGCAACAGAUUAUGAUAUAACCAAGGACUGUGGCUUGUUGAAAAUGAUUUAGCAUGAUGAUCACAUCAUGGCAGACAAAGGAUUUGAAAUUCAAAACUGAUUAGAUCCUUUGAGUGUACGAGUUGACCAUCCAUCCAUAUUAAGAGGAGUGUAGAGCAAGAAACUUCCACCAGACGAAUAGCUAGAUUGAGAAUUCAUGCUGAGAGGGCAAUCGAAAGAAUAAAAAAAUUCAGAAUUCUCCAGGAAAACUUCCCAUUUAAACAGUUGCGGAUGUUGAAUGAUAUUUGGAAAAUCUGUGCCAUUCUUACACACUUUCAGCCAAAGCUGAUUGAUGACUGAUGUGACUUGAAAUGUAUAUAUAUCAUAAAUUAUAUACAAUAAUUUAUUCCUGUGAGAUAUUU